AUGGUUGCAAAAUUUCAGCCAUCUGCAAUUCUUUUUCUAUUAUUUCUAUUCAUCAUUUCUUCAAUUCCUCCAUCGUCUUGUCAAUCCAAUUAUCCUCAAAACAUCGAAACCCGAUAUCCAUAUUCUCCUCCUCCGGCUCCUCCUCCAGCUGAUGACCGGCCUAUUAGUCCUCCACCAAUACCAAAUCCAGUGCCAUCACAACCAGCUACACUGCCAGGAAAAUCAUCAUCGAAAAAGGCUGUUGCAAAAGCAGUGGCUGCUACUGCUGCUAGCACUCUUGUUAUUUCAGGGCUUCUUUUCUUCAUACUCCUAAGGCGCUCACGUCAGAAGAGGGAAAGAACUGAAGUCAAUCCCUAUGCUGACAAUCCUGUGGUGCCUCGGCCUCAAAAUGAUUUUACGCGAUUUAACGGUAAUCUUAAGGGGGUGAUUGUUGAUGAGAAUGGAUUGGAUGUACUUUAUUGGAGAAAUUUAGAAAGGGGAGACAGGAAAAGAAGCUUCAAAAAACAGGUCUUUCAGAACUUAAAAUAUGAUCAAGAAAAUGAAGAAGAAAAAAGAAUCGUCAUUGGAGAUGAUAGAAACAGGAAAUAUGAGUCACCUAUUCAUGAAACUCCAUUGCUUAGAGGAAAAUCUUCAACCUCUCAGAGUUCUGUUUGGAUAGACAAGGAUGAUCCAAAAAUAAAGAAAACACCUACACUUUCAUCCGGAAUAGCUGCACCACCAGUACCAAGGCCUCUGCAAAUAAAUAUUGAGGCAGUUCCGACGGCAGAAAUGACUGCACCGCAACCUCCUCCUCUGGUUCCAUCAAAUAUACGUCCUUCUCCACCUCCACCUCCACCUCCACCUCCGGUUUCAUCAAAUUUACGUCCUUCUCCACAACCACCACCUCCUCCAGUUCCAUCAAAUUUACGUCCUUCUCCACCAGCACCAGCACCGCCUGAAGCAAGUGGCAUGGUUUCAACAUUGAAACCUCCGGCGCCGAAGGGGAUGCCUAGUGACAGUAAGCGCUUGGCCUCAUUGGGAGAAGGCACGUCGAGCAAUGGGAAUGGAAAGAUGAAACUUAAGCCCUUGCACUGGGAUAAGGUGAAUCCAAAUAUGGAACAUUCCAUGGUGUGGGAUAAAAUUGAUCAAGGCUCAUUCAAGUUUGAUGCUGAUCUUAUGGAAGCUCUAUUUGGAUAUGUUGCCACCAAUCGAAAAUCUCCUCGACAAGGCAGUAAUUCGACAAGCCCAAGAGGGGAUAGAUCUGGUCCAGCCCCCCGGAUUUUCAUUCUCGACACCAGAAAGUCCCAAAACACAGCAAUUGUACUCAAAUCACUAGGCGUUUUGCACAAAGAAAUCGUGGAUGCCCUUGUCAAGGGAGACGGCCUAAAUGCAGAUACUCUUGAAAAGCUCACAAAAAUAUCUCCGACAGCAGAAGAAACAUCUGAAAUCCUCGCGUUUGAUGGAGAUCCAACGAGACUUGCUGAUGCAGAAUCCUUCCUCUACCACCUCCUCAAAGCUUUUCCAUCAGCCUUUACUCAUUUUAACGCCAUGCUUUUCAGAUUAAACUAUUCCACAGAGAUUUCGAGCCUCAAAGAAUCGGUAAAAUCACUGGAAUCAGCUUGCGCCGAGCUUAGAACUCGAGGGCUCUUCUUGAAACUCUUGGAAGCAGUGCUUAAGGCCGGGAAUCGCUUGAAUGCAGGGACAUCAAGAGGAAAUGCACAAGCGUUCAACCUCACAGCUCUUAGAAAACUAUCCGAUGUCAAAAGCAGUGAUGGAACCACAACUUUGCUUCAAUUUGUCGUCCAAGAAGUAGUCCGGGCCGAGGGAAAACGCUGCGCGCUUAACAGAAAUCGCAGCAUGAGUCGAACAAAUAGCCAAAACAUCAAUCCCGAAAACCAAAGUUCAGAUAAUUUAUUACAAGUUGAUAGAGAAAAGGAAUACAUGAUGUUAGGAUUGCCAGUGAUAGGUGGCCUAAGCUCCGAGUUUUCAAAUGUGAAGAAAGCAGCCACGUUAGACUAUGAUUCUCUAGUCAAAACAAGCUCGGGAUUAUCAUCUCAAAUGAUCGAAAUUCGGAAAAUAGUGGCGCAAUUUGAUCGCAACACAGAAUUUGCAAAGGAAAUGAAAAAUUUUGUAGAGGGGGCUGAAGAAGAAAUAAAAGCAGUAAAGGAAGAGCAAACAAGAAUUAUAGAACUUGUGAAGAAAACAACAGAUUAUUAUCAGGAGGGAUCUUCAAAAGAUAAACGGACAAAUCCACUUCAAUUAUUUGUCAUUGUUCGAGAUUUCCUAAGAAUGGUUGAUCAAGUUUGUGUUGAUAUUGCAAGAAAUGUUCAGAAGAGAAAACCUGCACCAUCUUCUGCAGGAUCACCAUCAUCCCCAGGAUCGCCUAGGGUGUAUAGGUUCCCGAAAUUGCCUGCCAAUUUCAUGUCGAACAAUUCUAAGAGUAGUUCAAGUGACUCGGAUAAUGAAUAA
Molecule: messenger RNA, 2448 nt
Organism: Fraxinus pennsylvanica
Lineage: Eukaryota; Viridiplantae; Streptophyta; Magnoliopsida; Lamiales; Oleaceae
Source: the annotation of a GenBank genome assembly